Messenger RNA from Dendrobium catenatum, 1635 nucleotides. RefSeq lists its product as uncharacterized. The transcript has 5 exons. The record is from RefSeq and is a predicted model, not a curated record. Bases 1 to 1635 code for a protein of 544 amino acids. Lineage: Eukaryota; Viridiplantae; Streptophyta; Magnoliopsida; Asparagales; Orchidaceae.
AUGAAUCAAGAUGGUCAGAGUACAGAGCAGAACGGUGUGAAGAAGGUGAAUACAUAUAUGGCACGGAAUGAUCUAUUAGAUCUGGAUAGUGGCAAGCAUACUAAUUUGAUGAAGGAUAAUGUUGAAUUGGGAUUGAAAAUUGAAGUUAAUAAGAAGUUUGAAGCGUCAGUAGAAGAUAUUGAAGAAGGUGAAAUGGUUAAUCAUCUCACAGUGGAGCAUUCAUGGGCAAACUUAGCUGUGGGGGCCAGAAAAAGUGAGGUCUGUCCGUAUUUGAAGGACAUUGUUAGGGAUUACCAUGUUUUUUAUAUUGGGAUUGUGGAAACUAAAUUCAAUAAUGUUGAUAGAAGGGAUGUGGACAGCCUGAUUGGAGGUAGUUGGGACUUCUUCCAUUUCCCUGCUAUUGGGAAUUCAGGGGGUAUUCUGAGCUCUUCUCAAGUGAUUGUUGGGGAUCUUACCACUCCUUCUUGGGGUGAUUGGAAAGUAGCAACUAUAUAUGGCAGUAACUAUUAUAUUGAAAGGAAGAGCCUUUGGAGGCUGUUAGAAAGCUCCUUGGUUGGGACGGGUCCAUCCUUGGUGGGAGGAGACUUUAAUUGCAUUUUGAGUAGGGAUGAGAAGAAGGGUGGAAAGAGGUUCCUCUUGUCAAGAGGAGCUAGGGAGAUGAGGGAUUUUAUGACUAAUUCUGAUUUACAUGAUGCAAGUUUUAUUGGAUUAAAUUUUACUUGGUACAAUAACAAGUUGGUUCCUUCUGGAAAGGUGCGGCAUCUUGCUCGGGUGGUGUCGGAUCAUUGUCCAAUUAUUUUUAAAUUGGAAACUAUACAGCAUAACAAAACAAGGUUCAUUCGAUUUGAAGAUACUUGGAGGUCAUAUCCGGCGGCUUGGAACAUUGUUUAUAAUUCUUGGAGGAGAAAGGAUUUCGGUGAUGAAGUGGAGGUCCUUAGAAGAAAGCUUAGAAGGAAGCUGCGUGCUUUGUUCUUUUGGAGCAAAAACAAAUGUAAGGAUUUAUGUAAACUAGAAGAAGACUUGAAGCUAGAAAUUCUGGAAUUAAAAAUCAAAGAGGCUUCGGUGGAGACUUUUACUGUUGAAGAUUUGGUCUUGCUAUGGAGCAAAGUUCAUGAGCUCAAUAUUACUCUUAGAAGAUUGUCUACAUGGUGGUAUCAAAGGGCUAAGGCUAGAUGGCAAGAGGAGGGGGACACAAAUUCAAUUUUUUUUCAUAACUUUGCUUCGGCUAGGAGAAAUGCAAAGUUAAUUAGACAAAUUAAAGAUGAAAAUAACCAAAUGGUGGAAGAUAAGAAUCAGAUUGAGCAGGUUUUUAUUCAGUUUUUUGAGAAGAAAUGGAGGUGUCGUGAAUGUCAGCUGACGGGUUGGCCUAGGAUUGCUGAAGAACAGAGAUUGAGCUCACUGGAUAUGAAAUUCCUGGAUGCAGAAUUUCUCUUAGAAGAAUGCAAGGAAGCUGUUUUUCAGCAAGUAAAUAAGCUGAAGAAGCUUGUGCCUAAGAUGAUUUCUGAAAAACAGAUGGCUUUCAUUCCAAGUAGAUCUAUGUCUGAGCACUGUAUUCUAACCCAUGAGAUCUUUAACAAGUUUAAAACAUCUAAGAACAAAAAAGGGUUUAUGGCGGUGAAACUUGACAUGGAAUAG